AUGACUGCAGCUAUCGGGGCUGUCAGGGAUCCUCAAGCCUACUUGUCAGAGAAAGAACAGGACGCGUAUGUUCCUGAGAAUCACCAUGUUCCUGAUGGCACCACGCCCAAUCUCGAGACAUACAUGUACUACGCCAAGAUUCAACGCGAGUACCGUGCAGCUUCUGGGGCUCUUAGGACGGCCACGUGGUGGGAGCACAUUUUGGGUCCUUACUCUACCCCGUGGGCAUUCCAACAACCUGUUUCGUCGUCUUCCGGCAUUAUGGCUGCGUACGGUGGCUGCCUCCUAUGGUGGAUGUUCUUGAAGCUGGACUCGGAAAGGUAUCCCGUCAAGUCUUUCGGAGACUUAGGGCACCGCAUCUAUGGCCGUUGGUUCAAGUAUCUCUGUAACAUCUUGCAAAGUUUGCAGCUCGUGUUCAAUGUCGGGAUCAUUAUUCUUCAAAAUGGCCAAGGUUUUUCGCAGAUAACAAAGUUCAAGCUAUGUUUCAGCGUCUGUAACGUUGUCUGGACCCUGGCUGGAAUGAUACUUGGUCAAAUUCGGACUCUUCAGAAGUUUGGCAACAUCGCCAAUCUCGCUAUCUGGCUGAACAUCAUUAUAUUGAUUAUGACGAUGGCCUUUGUGGCUAACUCACCACCUAACUAUAUUGCGUCACCGUCUGGAACAGACACAGGCCCUGUGAUAACUCAAGCAAUCAACCUAGAGCCUUUCCAGGACCAGCUCAAUGGUAUCAUGCAGAUUGUGUUCUCAUACGGUGGAGCCAUGAUUUUUAUCGAGUUCAUGGCUGAAAUGCGGCGCCCGAUGGAUUUCUGGAAGGCUAUGGCGUAUUCCCAGAUCUUCAUCUUCGUCGUAUACAUGUUCUUCGGCCUCUUCGUCUACACAUACCAAGGCCAAUAUGUUAUUAACCCGGCCAUGCAGGGAAUUUCCACGUAUGGUCUGCAGACUGCGGCGAACACCCUUUAUUUGGUCUCUGGUCUCAUUGCUGCCGCAUUAUAUGGCAACAUUGGUAUCAAAGUCAUUUACAACAACGUUUUGGUGGAGAUGUUUGGUUUCCCCCAGUUGACUGUGACUUGGUGGUAUUGGUCCAUUGCCUUCGUUAUUGGAUCCGCCAUCCCGCUAUUCAGCGAUAUCUCGUCGCUGAUUGCUGCCUUUACAUACACCUUCCCGCCAUUUAUGAUAUUGGGUUACUGCAUGCAAGUGGAUGCCACAAAAGGCGACGGAGAAUUUGACAUCAACAACCCCCAUGCCCACCGUGUUGAUACAUGGAGGGAUUUAUCGCGUUGGAAACGUGCACGGUUCUUCUACGCGUGGAAUUUCCUCGUCUCGCUCGCAUGCUUGUCUUGCGCUGCUCUGAGCGCGUACUCGGCCAUCAAUUCGAUCGUGUCUUCGUUCGAUACCACGCAUUCUGUGACGUCGUUUAGCUGCAAGUCGCCAUUGGACAACAGUUAAGACUUCAAGUGGUUAAGACAUCAUAAUAUGAAUUUGAAUGUAUGUUUUUGUUUAAUUGAAAGCUGUAGAAUGUCAUAGAUAAACUCAUAAUACUGAACUUGGGUAUGAUAGUACUCUGACAUACUUAUCCUUAACAUUAACCUAAUGUACCACUGGGAGGAAUACACACAAGUACCAGUCAUCCUAAGGUCCAAUAAAACUUUUGUGACAAUAACCACUGGAGGGCUUGAUAUCAUGAUGCAC
Molecule: messenger RNA, 1689 nt
Organism: Suillus subalutaceus
Lineage: Eukaryota; Fungi; Basidiomycota; Agaricomycetes; Boletales; Suillaceae
Product: transmembrane amino acid transporter protein-domain-containing protein
Exons: 11
Coding region: 1-1446 (481 amino acids)
Biological process (GO): amino acid transmembrane transport
Cellular component (GO): vacuolar membrane
Molecular function (GO): amino acid transmembrane transporter activity
Source: RefSeq, a predicted model, not a curated record